Cryptomeria japonica (Japanese cedar) is the source of this 993-nucleotide messenger RNA. Its product is annotated as cullin-1-like. Lineage: Eukaryota; Viridiplantae; Streptophyta; Pinopsida; Cupressales; Cupressaceae. The coding region runs from base 1 to 993 and encodes 330 amino acids. The record is from RefSeq and is a predicted model, not a curated record. Gene Ontology annotation, cellular component: cullin-RING ubiquitin ligase complex. Gene Ontology annotation, biological process: protein ubiquitination; ubiquitin-dependent protein catabolic process. The transcript has a single exon. Gene Ontology annotation, molecular function: ubiquitin protein ligase binding.
AUGCUUGAUAUCAGUAUGAGAGCUUUUCCCUCUAUUCCUGAAAAAGACAUACUUGCAGAGUAUCUCAGGGAAAAUCUUGCACAGAGACUUCUGAAUCAUGAAACUGCAGAUGAUACUCGUGAAAGAAUCAUACUGGGAAAAUUGAAGCAGGAAUGUGGAGAACAAUUUACGUCCAAAAUGGAGAACAUGCUUGAUGACUCAAAAUUGGUGAGGGAUACCCAAAGGAAGUUCAAUGAAUAUCUUAUUGCACAUCCUUGUGCACAUCUUGGAUUAGGGUUUACUGCCAUGGUUUUGAAAGCCGAACACUGGCCAACGGAUAACUCAUUUGCUGAGCUUACUCUUCCUCCUGAAAUGGCUACUUGUGUUGAGGUUUUCAAAGAGUUUUAUAGAAAACCCAAUAGAAAGCUCACAUGGGUCUAUUCUAUGGGUACUUGUGAUAUCACUGGAUAUUUUGAUAGUGGGAUGAAAGAAAUCUCUUCAACGCCUUAUCAAGCUUCUGCAUUGUUGUUAUUUAAUGCAAGAGAAACUCUAAGUUAUUCUGAAAUUAGGUCUCGCUUGAACUUGACAGAUGAUGAAACUAGCCUACUGCUAAACACUCUUGCAUGUGGAGAAUAUAAAAUCCUAAAUAAGUACCCAGACACAAAAAUUGUGGUACAGACUGAUAGGUUUGAUUUCAAUGCAAAGUUUAGUUGCAGAGAGCAGAGAUUCAGUAUUCUACCAACCUUGGAACAAGCUGCCAACAAGAAGGAAAGAGUCGUGAAGAAUGUCAAUGUAUAUAGGCGUGAAGCCAUUGAUGCAUUGGUUGUAAGAAUCAUGAAAAGUAGUAGAAGAGUUUUAGAUCACAAGCAGCUAGUAGAACAGUGCAUUGAGCAAGUUGGAUACAGGUUCCAUCUUGAUAAUACCAUGAUCAAAAAGAGUAUUGAACGACUUAUAGAAAGGGAAUACAUGGUGAGGAGCGAAGAUGAUCCCAACACAUACAUAUACCUGGAUUAA